UAUUAUAUUUUCGACAACAUGAAGAUCCUUGUGGUCAAUUUGGUGCUUCUGGUUACAGUAUCUGCAUUACCUAGGAUAGACCCUUUAGUGGAUACUAAGAUAGGACUGAUUAGAGGUUUGCAGGCAACUGAUGGUGAUUAUUCUAUGUUCUUGGGAAUACCUUUUGCGAAAGUUAAUGCAAGUAAUCCAUUCGGGCCAUCACUACCAUACCCCGAUUUCGAUGACGUUUUCGAAGCUAAUGAUGACACCGCCAUCUGUCCACAAAGAGAAGAAUUCGACAAUCAAAUCGUUGGUACACUGGAUUGCCUACAUCUCAACAUUUACGUACCUAACAAAGCCACAACAAGGAACAAACUACCAGUACUGGUAUGGAUACAUGGAGGUGGAUUUUUUAUCGGCUUCGCAGGUCGCUUCAUUCAUGGCCCAAAAUAUUUAGUGAAACAAGACAUUAUUCUAGUAACAUUAAACUAUAGAUUGGGGCCAUACGGUUUCAUGUGUCUAGAUACACCUGAAGUAUCAGGGAAUCAGGGCUUAAAAGAUCAAUUAUUAGCAUUACGUUGGAUAAAAGAACAUAUAGAUUCAUUCGGAGGAGAUAGUAAUAAAAUUACAAUAUUCGGUGAAAGCGCUGGAGGUGUGUCAGUCGACUAUCAUCUUCUUUCUAAACAGGAGAAGCUAUUCAAUCAAAUAAUAUUACAAAGUGGAACAGCACAAUGCCCAUGGGCUAUUGAGGAUUCUGACAGAAGUGCACCUAUAGCAUUAGCAAAACGCCUCGGUCUAGACACAGAUGACGUGAAUGAUGCUUUGAAAUUCUUGGCCACUGUACAACCUGACCUAGUAAUUGCAGCUUCCUUAGAGAUACCAAAUACAUUUAUGCCUUGCAUAGAAAAAGACUUUGAAGGUGUUGAGAAAUUUAUAGCUAGUCAUCCCAUAAAUAGUGCUAUACCAAAGGCUAAAGAUGUCUUAAUACUAACUGGGUAUAAUAACCAAGAAAUGCUAGUACCAUAUGUUAUUAGGCCAAUUUCUACUCUAAGUUUGAACAUAUUCAAAAGCAAUUUAGCAAUGAUGUUUGAUCUGAGUAACGAUGAAGACUUGGAAAGUAUAGUGCGACAAUUCUAUGUGGGGGAUGAAGAAGUUAGUGAAGAGAUCCGGUGGAAUCUUAUGGACUUUGAAGCAGAUUAUACCUUUGGUCAUCCGGUGCAUAGAAGCUUAUACAAGUAUUUGGAAAACGGUGGUAAAGUCUACUACUACAUCUUCUCAUAUUCCGGUGGCAGGAACUUCGUAAAGUACAGGAAUAAUAUAACUAUAGGUGGAGCAUCUCAUGCUGAUGAAAUUGGCUACUUAUUUGACGCAUCUAUUUUCAAGGAAUCCCCUUCAGAAGAAGACCAACUUGUUAUCGACAGGAUAACAACGUUGUGGGCUAAUUUUGUUAAAUAUGGGGACCCAACACCGGAGACAACAGACCUUUUGCCAAUUAAAUGGGACCCAAUUACUAAAGAUGCUCUCACUUAUUUGGAUAUUGACAAAGAGCUAACCAUUAGCAGUCGACCAUUCCACAAAAGGACAACAUUCUUGGACUUAUUUUAUAAAGCUAACCAACAUUUGUUAAAGGCCAAUCAAGGGUAAAACUAACGAAAUAACCUAGAAAAACUUUGAUUAUUUAUUGCAGGAAAAAAUAUAUGAUAAUAAUUG
Molecule: messenger RNA, 1689 nt
Organism: Papilio machaon (common yellow swallowtail)
Lineage: Eukaryota; Metazoa; Arthropoda; Insecta; Lepidoptera; Papilionidae
Product: acetylcholinesterase
Exons: 3
Coding region: 19-1623 (534 amino acids)
Source: RefSeq, a predicted model, not a curated record